This is a messenger RNA of Perognathus longimembris pacificus (Pacific pocket mouse), 899 nucleotides long. It is a transcript of the gene Tnni1, whose product is annotated as troponin I1, slow skeletal type. Gene Ontology annotation, cellular component: troponin complex. Gene Ontology annotation, biological process: muscle contraction. Lineage: Eukaryota; Metazoa; Chordata; Mammalia; Rodentia; Heteromyidae. The record is from RefSeq and is a predicted model, not a curated record. Bases 73 to 636 code for a protein of 187 amino acids. The transcript is spliced from 9 exons.
UCGGCGCGCUCCCCACACGCUGUAGUCUGCAGGGAGGCUCGGGACGGAAGGAGGUGCUGUCCAGCCGCCACCAUGCCGGAAGUUGAGAGGAAAUCCAAGAUCACUGCCUCACGAAAACUCAUGCUGAAGAGCCUGAUGCUGGCCAAGGCCAAGGAGUGCUGGGAGCAGGAGCACGAGGAGCGCGAGGCCGAGAAGGAGCGCUACCUGGCGGAGCGCAUCCCCACGCUGCAGACCCGCGGCCUGUCGCUGAGCGCCCUGCAGGACCUGUGCCGGGAGCUGCAUGCGAAGGUGGAGGUGGUGGACGAGGAGCGUUACGACAUUGAGGCUAAAUGCCUUCACAACACCAGGGAGAUUAAGGAUCUGAAACUGAAGGUCCUGGACCUCCGUGGGAAGUUCAAACGCCCGGCCCUGCGCCGGGUUCGCGUCUCGGCAGACGCCAUGCUCAGGGCCCUUCUGGGCUCCAAGCACAAGGUGUCCAUGGACCUGCGGGCCAACCUCAAGUCUGUGAAGAAGGAAGACACAGAGAAGGAGCGACCUGUGGAGGUGGGCGACUGGAGAAAGAAUGUAGAGGCCAUGUCUGGCAUGGAGGGCCGGAAGAAGAUGUUUGACGCUGCCAAGUCUCCUACCUCACAGUAGAGCCCUGCUUGCUGUGCCGCAUUCUGGGUCCUCCCUUCAGGCUCCUCUCUCCAGCCCCGCUCGCCAGGAGACUCCACCCCACCAGAGUGGAUUUCCAGCUCCCACGAGGCUCCGGGAUUGCCCCGCUACCCCAUGGUGCAGUAAGCUGAGGACAAGGGCAGGGAGAACACCUUCCCAGAAGGCCCACGCAGCCUCCUUCGUUGCUCCUGUGAUGUGUCGUGUCCACCGGCGUCGCUGUCCAUUAAAAACAUGAUUUCCUGGUA